Xenopus tropicalis (tropical clawed frog) is the source of this 699-nucleotide messenger RNA. Its product is annotated as Ig kappa chain C region, A allele. The coding region runs from base 1 to 423 and encodes 140 amino acids. NCBI's taxonomy places the organism in Eukaryota, Metazoa, Chordata, Amphibia, Anura, Pipidae. The transcript has 3 exons. The record is from RefSeq and is a predicted model, not a curated record.
AUGGGAAGUAGUCACUGUGGUACACUUUUGGUGGAGGAACCAGGGUUGAAAUCAAAAUCACAGUGGUACACUUUUGGUGGAGGAACCAGGGUAGAGAUUAAACGAGCAGACGCCAUUCCGGUAGUAUUCAUCUUCAAACCUUCAGAGGAACAGGUUAAAGAAGGAAACCCAACAGCUGUCUGUCUGAUCAACAACUUCUAUCCACGGUCGGUGACAAUAAAAUGGAAGGUUGAUGGCCAGGAUGUCAUUGCCUCCGACAUUAAGAACAGCGACUAUAUGCAGGAAAGCGACAACACCUACAGCCAGAGCAGCAUGUUGACGCUCACCAAGGAUAAGUGGGAUAAGUCGGAGAAGUUCGAGUGUUUGGUACAACACAAAACGCAACAACUGGCACAGAGUUUUAUUAAGUCACAGUGCACAUAAUAAUAACAGGCCUUAGGGAGCCUGAUAUAACUCUAUUAUAACAUAUCUUAUUGUCUUUUCUUGCAAUCUUACUCUCUCUGUGCCACAGUGUCUCGCAGCAUAACCCAAUACAAGCCAUAAGAACUCAAUAGAUACACACAAAUGACAAGGUUUUGGUUGUGUUACUCAUGAAUGUCACUGUUUUUACAAUAGUCCUAAAGCCUUUGGGCUUUAUUUGUUUCUGCUUUUGUCUUGAAAUGUUGAAAAAUAAAUAAAAAUUAUUUUGCUUCAAACAAA